Phytophthora nicotianae INRA-310 is the source of this 1871-nucleotide messenger RNA. RefSeq lists its product as hypothetical. NCBI's taxonomy places the organism in Eukaryota, Oomycota, Peronosporomycetes, Peronosporales, Peronosporaceae. The record is from RefSeq and is a predicted model, not a curated record. Gene Ontology annotation, molecular function: protein binding. Bases 42 to 1871 code for a protein of 609 amino acids. The transcript has 2 exons.
CUAUUAUAGUGUACGAACCGUACUAUAAAGUACGACAAGAUAUGUCCGAGGGGAUUCGAGUCGAGCAGCCGAUGGAGAUGAUCCCGUGGAGAGAUGUACCCAAGAGUUUGGACUCGUGGAAGAGGCUUGGCAAUGAUUAUUUCAGUGUUUUAAACACUGCAAACGAAGGCCAAGGCGCGUUGGCGUGUUAUGAGAGAGCUAUUCAAGAGGUGAAAGCGGAUGUAGCCAAUAUCGCAGUGCUGCUGAAUAACAUGGCUACAUGUCGAUUCAAGAUGGGAGGCUUUAGAACUGCAGCUCAACUAGCAGGAGCAGCAGUGCAUUUGGAUCCAACGUACGUGAAAGGCUGGUUUCGCUUGGCUUCUGCACUUGCGGAAGUUCCUGAAGCUCAGAAAGUAGCAGAACGUGUGGUAGCUCAUGCACUGAAGACAAUUCCGAAGAUGGCUACAAAAGAACGGCGACUUUUAGAAGGCACGAUUAAGACUGACCCGACAACUGGCACGGAAUCGUCGUUUAAAUCAUACGUGCAGUGGUGCGCAGAGCUGGAAUCUCCUGGAUUUCUGUUAGUGACUAAGGAUAUUAUCGAUGGUUCGAAAGAUGUGGAUACUUGGCGUAAACUGGGUUCAGAUUUUUUCGUCAAGAGCGAUUAUCAAGCGGCUGAGGAGUGCUACAGGAAGGGAAUGGCAGCCAGUGCGUCUUGCUGUCGUGACGUUGCACUUGUAUUGAGCAAUGUUGCUGCUGUACACUUGAUGCUCCACCAUGAAGCCAGUGAUGUCCCUGGUAUCAGUGUGGGAGGCAGUGCGUCUGACAAGAGUGACCACGUACCGAGUACUGAGGCUGCGCUAUUGAACUGUACAGUGGCGGGGAUAAUUGACCCAUUGAAUCACAAAACUUGGACGCGUCGAGCUCGAUGCUUGGAGAAACUGGGUUUUAAACAGGAGGAGUGUAUCCAUGAUUUGAAUGCAGUUCGAGCGAGUGUUGUGUCGAAAGCUUUCGCAUCAGCGGAAAGUAGAGAGCGAGUGCAAGCGUUCAAGAGCAACAUGAGCGCAGAAGUCGAGCGCCGUUCACAGAUUUCCGAGUCGAAACCUGCCAAAGUUUCGGAUAUUUCGACAGACACUCAACGCAAAGAGCGUGAUGCUCUGCAACCAGAAAGUAUCGCGGCUAUGGCGUUAAACAACAAGAGCAAGGCAGAGGAAUCUAUUGAUGAGUACAUUGCUCGGAUGGAGUCAUUUGAACAGAUGGUGCGUUUUGGAUUCGCCGCGUCAAAAUCCAAACGCCAGAUAAAAUCCAUACCUCGCGAGUGGAAGAUGUUUCUGGAGUAUCCGCCUCCUCAAAUUCACGUUGAGUUCCCAAAAUUACGAGGAUGGCCAGAGGGUAUCGACCCUACGUUCGCUCAGAAAAUCCUUCAUCGCGCAUAUUUAGAUGCCAGUGCGAAUCCAUGGAUUUUUGCAGAUACAAUGCGUCAAGGAGCGUUCUAUGAGCACAUGGACCCUUCUGAAUUGGUCAAGCGCUGGCAUGGAACAGAAGCGUUGGAAGUUCUGCAAUCUAAGGGCAAAUUUCUGAAAUAUGGCGAUAUCAUCGACGGUCGCACGUCAGAAAGCGAUGCAUUACCAGCGUACGACGCUCGUAUCCGCUCCAACUUCGUCAACAAUCCAAAUCGAGCGGAAGUCUAUUUCUUUGGAUCUACGCACGUCGCUAUUGGCUUUAACGAUCUCAGUAGUUUAUUGUCCGCCAAAAUCCAAGACAAAACGUCGAGUAGCACUGGACCUCUGCGGUUUGAAGGCAUUGAGAUGAGUGGUCGCUCAAAUGCUCGGAUCACCGGAUGUUUCGAUUGCCAGUGUAAUGGAGGUGUGGCUAUCAUCGACGUGGAGUGA